GUAGCUUCCACCUCCACAGCACCAUGACCAGCGAGUGGACUGUGUCCAUCGACGACUCAAGCCCCCUCAUCCAGUACCUACCCCACGGGGAUGGUGGUGUUGGUGACUGGACGAACACCGGCUGGCAGCCCUGGUUCUCCGGUUCAGGCGGGUUCAACAGCGCGGGCGGAAACGACGGUGUAGGCGCGUCAUAUCAUGUUACCGCCUUUCCUGGUGCUCGUUUCGACCUCUUAUUCUAUGGCACCGGCGUCUCCCUACUUGGCAACACCAGCUGCUCGUAUACGGUCUCUAUCGACGGUGCCUCCGAGUCCUUCCAAGCAACUGAGGGCACAUUGUACUCCAAGGAUGGCCUCUCUGUAGGGACACACAAUGUGUCUGUGACCGCCGACGCUUCAGCCUCGGGUCAAUUUUGGUUUGAUCGUGCAGACAUCUCCCGUCCUCUUCCCGCAGGCGCCGGCGCUCCCACCUCAAUCGUAUACCAAGCGACCAACACCACAUUCCUGCAGUACAGCGGUGACUGGAAGGUUCAGAGCGACCCGAAUGGCCAAAUCCCGAGCAAAGACCACCCCGCGCCAUUUCAAGAGGUCCAGGACGCCCCUGCAUCGGUAUCCUUUUCUUUCGAGGGGAGCGGUGUCGCCGUCAACGGGUCGCGCAACUGGGGUGGCUUUACGUAUGAUGUCAACCUCGAUGGGAACGUCAGCACGUACAACGCUAGCACGAUGUGGUUGAUUGGCGACGCCUUGCUUUACUACCAGGAGGGGCUGGAUCCUCAGACGACGCACACGGUUAACAUCACACCUAGAGUGGGCGGCGGAUUGAAGUUCUGGCUCAACUCGGUCACACUGCUGGCGGACUCCGGCAAUGCCAUUGCUGGUGGCACAAAUAGCUCCAACAGCUCUACACCCACAAGUACAAGUACAGGUACAAGCUCUGCAAGCUCGAUUCCUAGUACGACGGGGUCGCCCGUCAACGACUCGGCAUCUGCCAGCAAGAAGACAAACGUGGGGGUAAUCGUCGGGCCCAUCGUCGGCGGGAUCGCCGUUCUGCUGAUCCUCGCAGCCCUUGCGCUUUGGUACCGCCGCAGGCGGCGCGCAGCCUCCACCGCCUACACGAAAGCCCAGUUCUCGCCGUCGCCGUACGUGCUGCCCUCCCCCUCCCCCACGCCCGCCACACAGGAAGCAGGCGCCUCCGCGCCAGGCACCCCCCGGCCGUCCAAACUCGCCGCUGAGGCCAACUCGCCCUACGCGGGCCUGCAGGCCGCACGCUCCCCGCAGAUGUCCUCGCACCCAAGCACGAGCUCCGUCGUGUCGUCGCCCCCGCCGCAGACGGCGCAGAGCCUGCCGCCCGGUGUCGCGGUCUCGUCCGGGGCGUCCGAGGCGUCGUCCGCGCAGCCGCAGUCGCCUGCGUCGGCGGCGGCGGUGGAUCGCCUCAUACAGAUCAUCGCGGACCGUAUCGACCGCACGCACCCGCCACCACCGAUCAGGUACGACUAUGGCGCGGACGUGCCGCCGCCGGAGUACGGUGCACUGUGAUUCUGAGGGCCCGAGGGGGCGUGGGCGUGUCGAGUUUUGUCAUGGUACUGUAAUAUUAUACCUCGCGGACGCUAGCGUGUCGUGCGCGUAAUGAUCUUGUCUGACUCUCGUUACUUCUUGCGGGGCUGGUGUCCAACUUACUGGCGCCGUAGCCCUUAGUUCACAUUCCUUUACGUCCCUGUAGCAUCUAUAGU
Trametes versicolor FP-101664 SS1 is the source of this 1726-nucleotide messenger RNA. RefSeq lists its product as uncharacterized. The coding region runs from base 24 to 1532 and encodes 502 amino acids. The transcript has 6 exons. Lineage: Eukaryota; Fungi; Basidiomycota; Agaricomycetes; Polyporales; Polyporaceae. The record is from RefSeq and is a predicted model, not a curated record.